Asparagus officinalis (garden asparagus) is the source of this 1504-nucleotide messenger RNA. Its product is annotated as 4'-phosphopantetheinyl transferase. NCBI's taxonomy places the organism in Eukaryota, Viridiplantae, Streptophyta, Magnoliopsida, Asparagales, Asparagaceae. Bases 117 to 1076 code for a protein of 319 amino acids. Gene Ontology annotation, molecular function: magnesium ion binding; holo-[acyl-carrier-protein] synthase activity. Gene Ontology annotation, cellular component: cytosol. The transcript is spliced from 8 exons. The record is from RefSeq and is a predicted model, not a curated record.
CCGGUGGAUCUGUCCACUUCAUCAAGGGGUCAAAACUCCCUUCAUCGGAGCUCUUUCGUUGCGGCGCUCUCUUCACCUCUGAAAGAAGAAGGAAGAAAGACUACUUGCUAAUUCACAUGCUUGGGUUGCUCCGCAGGAACAUGUUACCGAUCCAACCCGAUAUUCUCACCCGCCGUUUUCUCGUUCCCACGCCCUCCCCACCUCCCUUACCUCUUCCCUCUCCCAGGGAGACACACUUUUGGUAUGUAAUACCCGAUGAGGUGAAGGACGAUUUCCUAUUGAAUCGGUAUGUAGAACUCCUUUCACCGUGUGAAAGACGAAGUAUCUUGCAGAUGAACAAUGACAAAGUUCAGAAAGGGGCUCUGCUGGCUCGAGCACUGGUCCGCACCACACUUGCGAGAUAUACCAAUGGUAAAGCAGGUCCAAGUUCUUUGCAGUUCAGGAAAAACAAAUUUGGAAAGCCUGAGCAGGUAGAGUGGAAAGAUGAUAACUGGACGCAGCCAUCCUUGCAUUUUAAUAUUUCACAUACGUCAUCUUUGAUUGCAUGUGGCAUAACAACAGAAGUGCCAAUUGGAAUUGAUGUGGAAGAAAAACAACGCAAGAUGAGGAAUAACAUCUUAUCCUUUGCCCAACGCUACUUUUCUUCAUGUGAAGUCGAGUUCUUGCAGUCUUUCUCAGAUCCUGAAAGCCAGCGACAGGAGUUCAUUAAAAUAUGGACCCUUAAAGAAGCAUAUGUAAAGGCUCUUGGAAGAGGAUUUUCAGCAGCACCUUUUAGGGAUUUUAGUAUCCGGUUUGAGAAAAGCAAAGGCCAGAUGUUUCCUACUGAUUCUGAAACUGCUCCCAGAAUUGUUGUAGAAGUCUCAGAUACUUCAGAAAGUCUCACUUCCAAUUGGCAAUUUGCUCUUUUCGAACUGGAUGGUUCUCAUUAUGCUGCAGUAUGUGUGGAGAACAACAAUGACUGUACAGGAAGCAAAAGAAACCCACUGAAUCUGAAAGUGUGGAAGACGCUUCCUUUAGUUGAAGACGAAAAUGUUUUAAAUAAGAAUGCAGUGUUAAAUAUCAGUGGUUUGUCCUGAGAUCUCUUUGGGCUUGCAGUUUCAAUGAGACAGUAACAGGCAACAGUCUGUCCUCAACAAUUUUUGUUCCUUCAAAAUGCUUGUGCUCGAUCAGCAUAAUUUCAGGUUUGUUAGCGUACUAUUAAAACAAAGAUAUAGAGUCGUAAAUUGCAAAUCUCUUACUUCUAUUUACCUGUAGAGCAUUUAAUGUGUGAUGUAUAACAGGAUCACAAUCGAUUAAUGCUUUACUGAUCAUAUUUUACCCUGAUUUGGGGUAAUACCUGAGACCAUGUAGGUAGCUUUUCUUUUUUUCUGAAAGAUAGCGUCAAUCUUAUUCUUGGUUUUCCACGACUGCUUCUUUUGAACCCAAAUUGUGUUGUUUCUUUCGUGUACUAGAAACUGAUACUGUAUCUUUUGCUUUAAUGCAAGUUUGGAGGUUUCAGGUCUUA